Molecule: messenger RNA, 2257 nt
Organism: Cotesia glomerata
Lineage: Eukaryota; Metazoa; Arthropoda; Insecta; Hymenoptera; Braconidae
Exons: 2
Coding region: 575-2257 (560 amino acids)
Molecular function (GO): nucleic acid binding
Source: RefSeq, a predicted model, not a curated record
GGAGGAUACGACCUUGGGGAAACGGAUUUGGAUAAUCUUUGACGCAGUGAUAGUACACCAUGUGGGUAUACUACCUCUGAAAUACUAAAGUGCAAUACUCAAAAAUGGCUGAGAAAAACGCACUCAAAGUUUACUCAGCACUAUAAUAUAUUAAUAGGUAAAUAAUUGAUACAUUUAAUUAUUCUUUAAUAAAAUAUUUUUUUAUUUUCAACUUCAUUUCUAUAAAUUAUCUACGGUGUAUAUCAUGAGAUAUUUGUAAUUCAUGAAUAAUUCUUAUAACUCUCAUAUUCAUUAUAAGUUUAACUGAAAAAUAUAUACCUGCGCCAGACAAUAAGAAGGGCCGAAUAUGGUAUGAGGGUACAAUAAUUCUUGUCCUCGAGUUAUUGUAAACUGUACAUCGAUUCGAGCUCUGUUGGCCCACCGGAAGAAUAGUCAUGUUGUUGUCCUUGAACCUAUGUUAGUCCCACCACUUUUUUCAGAAGCUUGACUAUAGCAGUUAGUUUCUGAAUUUCGACACGAACAGACGUAUUUGUGCAGUGAAAUUUACUUUAAAAAUUGUUUUAUAAUUUAUAAAAUGUCAUCAAGCGAAGCCAGUUCUUCUCAUGGAGAUGAAAACACUCCUGAUACAUCCUUACAUAGUGAUUUAUCGAAGCAACGGCUAAAAGAUGGAGUAGUGUAUUAUGAAGGUUUACUUCUUGAAAGUGAUUUAAUUGCAAAAACAUCUUCUGACACUCUAUCUGAAGAUGCUAUGUUGAUUGGUAGAGAAUUAUAUGAUAAUACGUUAGAUAUGUUAAAUAAAAAGAAGUUCGUAAGCGAUCAAGAAUUGAUUCAUGCUCAAGAAGAAUGCCCAGACGGAAAUUUUGAAGCAGUAGAAGAUAAUUCAGUUGAUGACUAUGUUCCAGAUGAAAAAAAAAAACAAAAAAUGAUGGAUUAUAUUCCUCUGGAAUAUAAAAUUAAAGUUUUAAACAUAGCAAAAGCUCACCCUUCAUGGAAACUAGAGACAUUACAAAAAAAUGGAUGUAGUCAUUUGAAGAGAAUGGAUCAUUUGAAAGUAUGGGAAAAAGAUGUUGAACAUGGUGGAACUAAAUUUGAUAAAUAUCAUGUGAUUGAUUCUUGGACGUAUGACCGCUUCGUCGAGGCAAGACAAAAUUAUCAACAAGCGACUACACGAAAUUUGCAGCAAUGGGCUUUAGCUGCAGCCAGCCAGUUUCCUAAUCUUCAAUUUACAGCGUCCGACCCAUGGGUAAAAAAAUUUAAACAAAGACACAACAUUCGUCAACGCAAAAUUACAAAAUUUGUAACAGACAAAGAAGUUCACACCAUGCCAGAAAUUAUCGCCUCUGCAGAAAUGUUUCGCAUUCAAAAAAAACAAUUGAUAUCUAACUUCGAUAGUGACUUCGUUAUUAAUACAGAUCAAACAGGAUGUCAAUACCAAUCAAUGUUUAAUAGGACACUGACGGAAAAAGGAAGCAAAACAGUGUUUGCAAAAGUACAAGACAUGACCAAGGUGUCACACUCAUAUACUGCACAAUAUACCAUAACAUUAUCUGGAAAAUUACUACCACAUGUUUUUAUUUGUUUGCAAGAGCCUACAGGUGAUUUUGGGCCAAGAAUAAAGAAAAACGUAGAAGAAUAUUUAAAAAAAUACAACAAUGUUAUUGUCACAUCAUCAAAAUCAGGAAAACUGACAACUACUCUCUAUAAAAAUUUUCUAGAGAAAUGUUUAAUGCCAUAUGUUCAAAAAAAUAAAUUUCCUUUAAUUAUUGACUCGUGGACAGGACAAGUGAAGCCAGAAUUAUAUGAUGAAAUAUUUCAGGAUGAUAAAAAAAUGCCUACAUGCACAUUUAAAGUUAUACCUCCAAAAUGUACUCCGUUAGUUCAACCAUGUGAUGUCUAUUUCUAUAGACAAGUGAAAAAUUUUAUCAAACGAUUGCAAAGUACCGCUGAACUUCUAGACAAGAAUUAUGAAAUUCAUUCCCGAGAGGAUUGCAUAAAAAUUCAUUCGAUUAUUCAUCACCAAUUGUCAACGCCAAUAUUUCGAGACAUGAUGGAAUAUGCCUGGUUCGCCAGCGGGCUUUGUGACACAAGAAAUUUUUUUACUAAUGUCAAUGAUGGGUGUUUCUCAUUAGACCGUUUAAAAAUACCGUGUCAUUGUAAAAAGCAGCAUUUAUUUGUUGUUCUUGGUGUAGAAAAAACUUUUUGUUUUGAAUGUUUUUAUCAUAAGUAUCACUCAGGAUCAUGUAAUAAUAUCUCAUAA